This is a messenger RNA of Thalassophryne amazonica, 6033 nucleotides long. It is a transcript of the gene snx19b, whose product is annotated as sorting nexin 19b. Gene Ontology annotation, molecular function: phosphatidylinositol binding. The transcript has 14 exons. Gene Ontology annotation, cellular component: early endosome membrane; intracellular membrane-bounded organelle. The coding region runs from base 270 to 3221 and encodes 983 amino acids. The record is from RefSeq and is a predicted model, not a curated record. Lineage: Eukaryota; Metazoa; Chordata; Actinopteri; Batrachoidiformes; Batrachoididae.
GUCACCACGUAGGAAGUAAACAUAUCAGUCAUCAGCACAACCGGAUUCACGAGUUUUUUUUUUUUUUAAUUUCCUAACACUUUGUGAAGUUUAAAUAUAUACAUUGUCUCCAUAAAUGUAGAGUUAAAUCAGCGAAAUGGUUCCACGGCAGGACAUUUUACACGAUGCUGACGAUAUAUGAUCGAUCUGAGGUGUGACAUCAUUCCGGCUCGAGCAUUAAUGACAUCUGUUGCUGAAGGUGUAAACCAGACGUGGCUUGCUGUGGCUCCAUGGCUGAGGUGCUGGGGCAGAGGAUCCUGUUCGGCUUUGGUGUUGUCCUGGCGUGGCUGGUGCUGUUCCACCUCUUCAUGAACAUCUGGCUGCUCUGUGUGUUCACCAGCCUGCUGGUGGUGUUCGGCGGGUGGCUCAGCUCCCAGGCUAUGCUGGAGUCCAACACUUUGGUUCACUUGGAGAGGUUUAUCACCUUGGAACAGGUUCCACCAUCUGUUGAUGAUGAGCAUCACCUAGACCAGGAGAUCCACAACACAGUGAGGAAAAUCAUCAGGGACUUUGUCUCCUCCUGGUAUUGCACCGUGUCCUCUAGGAGUGGUUUUGAAAUGGAAGUUCAAGACGCCAUGAUCUCCAUGGCAAUGGAGCUGAAAACACGUGCGAGACGGGUGGACAGGAAGGAACUGACCCAGAGGAUCCUGGACUUGUUUGGCUGCCACCUGCAGGAUUAUCUGAGAGCCAAAGAGCUGGUGAGUGAGCAGAUUGGACAGAGGAGCAAUGACGGAGAGCGGCUGUGGAAGGCGUAUUCCAGAGUUAGCACACCUCAUCCCAUCAUGGGCAGUGAUACGGUGGAAGUCAACUACACCAGAGCAGUGGUCAAUUUGCUGCUGCACAUUUUGGUGCCAUCUCCUCACUUGGAAACUUGCUCUGGUAGAUUUGUAGUCGGAGAGCUUAUCACCUGCAAUGUCCUACUUCCUCUUGUUGCCAAGCUGUCCGAUCCCGACUGGUUAAAUCUUCUCAUGGUUGAAGUAUUUACUAAGUCGAGAGAGUGUCGUGCCACAGUUACAGGAGAUCCGCUGACUUCAUCCCUCCCGCCACCGCCACCACUGCAAGCUUCAUGUGCUGACUCAGAGCGAACUCCACAACCAGAUAUAGCACUUGUACUUCAAAACAGUAGUGAAGUUCCUCCAUACUGCAUGUCAGCCUUAAGGUCAGAGACUGAAGUGAUCAGUGAUGCACAGAUGGCCACACCCAAGUUUCCUGGCUUUGACAUAAUGGACUCAGAAGAAUGUUCACAGAACAACCCUGAAGAAGGAGAGCCCACUGGACCCUUCUUAAGGAAUUACCUUAGACCAGGCAAGUCAAAUCCCUUUUACCAGGAAAAUGACUUUGACCUAGAUUCUCCACUGACUGACUAUAAACGGAGUCCAAUUGAUUCUUUGCUCAUGAUUACCCAAGAGGAUGGCCUAUAUGAUAUCCAGAAAAACAGCACCACAUCGAUUGAGAAUGUUAUAUACUUGGAGGACGGUUACGGUGGCCUAGUGGAUGGCUCUUGCCCUAAGGUCUUGGUGAAUUCAGAGUCAGCAGACCCUGCUGAUGGCUUUGGCUCCUCAUCAUUAAGGACUCUUAGUUCGACAAGCCUCCAGGACCUGGAGAGGGAAGGAAUGUCACCACAUCAAACCAGAGAGCUCCUUCUGGGAGUAGGGCAGAAUGUUCUGGGUAGUUCUCAAGAGCUUACUGUAGUCAGUCCAUUGCAGGGCUCUUCCCCCAUGUCGUCCUUCAGUUUUGAGCCACUCAGCAGCCCAGAGGGACCGGUCAUUAUUCAGAACCUCCGCAUUACCGGCACCAUCACAGCUAAGGAACAUCGUGGGACCGGCUCACACCCUUACACUCUCUACACCAUCAAAUAUGAGACUGCAGUGGGUUGUGAGAACCCAGGGAGCAUUCAGCCGGUCUCUGGGGAUGUAGAAUCUGUACAGACCGUUUGUGAGAAUUUGCCAUCCAUUCAGCCGGUAGCUUACCACAUGGUCAACCGGCGAUACAGCGAGUUUCUCAACCUGCAAACACGGCUGGAAGACAGACCAGAACUACGUAAACUCAGCAAAGGUGUGAAAGGUCCAAAGAAGAUAUUUCCAGACAUGCCAUUUGGAAACAUGGACAGUGACAAGAUCGAAGCCAGGAAAGGACUUCUGGAGACCUUUCUAAAGCACCUGUGUGCAAUCCCUGAAAUAGCCAACAGUGAAGAAAUGCAGGAGUUUCUGGCUCUCAACACAGACGCCAGGAUCGCUUUUGUCAAGAAGCCGUUCUUGGUGUCGCGCAUAGACAAGAUUGUCGUCAGUGCCAUUGUGGACACUCUGAAGACAGCAUUUCCUCGUUCAGAACCUCAGAGCCCCACGGAGGACAACGAAACAGAGGUGGACGCGAGCAAAAUAACCACCGACAAGAAGAGCAAGUCUCGUCUGAGGUUUCCCAGUAAAAACAUUCCCUUCAUGAACGGAGCAGACAUGAGGCCAGCCGUUUUGUUCAGUUCGGAACAAAGUAACACAGUGUUCAACGGGAUGUCCCUUGUGGAGUUUGAAGUCUUGAUUAGCAAACAGGAGACACUUUCCAUCAGAGUGGAAACGGAGAAAGGCAACAGUCCAGCAAUCGAAGAACUCAGAAGCUGUCGAAACGAGCACGUGAAACAACAGCAGAGUCCGGAGUCAAUGUCUGAGACGGCGCUGGCUGAGGUGGCCCUGAACAUUUUGUGUCUGCUGAUGAAGGAGCAGUGGAGCUGGUUGUGCACUGAAAACAUUCAGAGGACCAUCAAGCUUCUGUUUGGGACCCUGAUAAACAGAUGGCUAGAUGUGGGUGUAGCCAACCUGACGUGUACACGGUACUGGGUGCUGUACCUGCAGGUCCUCCAGGAGGCCAUAUGGCCAGGGGGCGCUCUGCCCACGAGCCCUCGACCUGAACGCAGUCAUCAGCAGAAGGAUGUCACCAAGCAGCAAGCUUUACAGUGUCUGAUCACACUCCUGCCAGAUCUGGUCUCGGAUAUGUUGGGUUCUGACAAAUACAAACUCAGCUGGCAGACAGCUUUGGACUCACUCCAGGACCCGAACAUUAACAGACACCUCCUCUACUGUAUAUGUGACCUUCUCUUGGAGUUCUUGGUUCCUGAAUUACCUGACGAGGGUUUCCAGAGGACACUCCUGCAGAGCAUCUCUAAGAGUCCAGAUAGAAUUCCAUCUUAACAAGACCAGUCAGAAACCCGCUCAUGCACAGGGACACCAAGUCCAACUAAGCUUUUUUUCCUUUCUUUAAACUGAUCAUUUACCAAUAAUCAGUUGCUGAAAUUUGGCUCCACAGCUGGACUGCUUAUAACAUUCAUCAGCUGAGUGAACCGUUGUGGUGUCCACUUUGUGUUCAUGCGGUGACACACGAGGCUCUUGAGCACGGCGCGUUGCUUGCUGUGUGCACAAGACGCUACAUGUGCACCAGCUUCACUUACAUAAGAGUGUCUGGUUUGUGUUUGAACUCAGAAUGCGUCUGAAGCGAUCAGCGUCUCAAAGCCUAUCCCCAAAGUCUCUACGUGCGGCUUCUUCCUGCUGGCUGAAAUGUCCAGCUUUGUCUAAACUCACAGCAGAUGGUCGGCAGUCUCUGGGCUAUUAAAGAAAAGGAGGAAUUUUUUUCUUCCUUAAGCCUCGCCGUUACCGUCGCCAUUUCUCUUCUUGUUUGACUCAUUCCUCGCUAUUCCGCCGGCUCCAUGUGGAGCUGCACACUUCCUAAAUCUGAGCCUUUCUGAGGGAUCAUCAUGUCGUGAAUUAAAAAAUUUUAUUUAAGUGUCCAGGUGGAGAUAAAAAGAAUGGAAUAGUUGAAAAGAUUUACCAGCUCAAGACUGUCACAGUUGUUUUAACCACAUGGUUUCUUGUAGUUAAUCAUGAAGUAAUGUAAGAACUGCACAAAGCGCGCAACAUGAAGGAAGUUAAAAACUGUUUGUGGAGGUACGUUCAUGAGAUUUAUUUCUAAAUUAAGGUUAUACUGUAAAAUUCUGCGCAUUUAAGCUUGAGUCAGUUAUUUAAAUCAGAAAAUCCACCAGGCAUCAGUUUUGUUUUGUUUUUCUGUCCUUAACUAUGCUGCGGUGCCAGCGGGGGGCGCUGUGUCAUCAAACUAAAAAUAACCUCUUAAUCCAUGAGAGAUUUAUAAUAAAAUGUUCCGGCUUCCAAUUUCAGAUUCUCUCCAAAAUUAAGUCGACUAUUUGUUAAAAUUCAUCAAAUUUCAUUAAAAUGUUUCCCUAACAGGAAAAACAAAGCCACAGCCUCCGUGGUACAGUUAAACAUUAAAUUGUCAGAGUUAAUUGUUGCUGCAUUCGUCCACGAUAUGGUCACUUUAUUCUUGUUGAAAGUUGUUGCACUUUGAAAAAUGGGUCUUUUUGUGUUCGUAAAACUGAAAAUUGGUUAUGUCAUAGUGUCUUAUUGUUUUGCCUUAAUGUUCUUUGUCUGAAAAUUUUCGUCUGAAAUUUCUACACAUUUUUGGUAACCUAAUAUUUUUUGCAAAAAAAAGGCAAAAAUCUUGACUUUAUAGACACACUGGAACAAAAUCUAUAGAAGAGAUAUUUAUGUGUGAUUACUGCAAGCUGUCAGGUAUGUCUUUAAAUAACCUAUUAUCACAUAUUUCAAAAUCUCUUAAAUCUCUGAAAUAACCGACUAACCGGUCCCAUCCCUUGUUAACCGGCGAGCCUGAAGCGAUUAAAUGUCACUGAAUUUAUUCAUGUUGACGGGCGGUGCUGAUAAAGGAUUAUGAUCUGAAAAGGUGAACGCUGCUGUUCAUCCAUGGCGUCCGUCAUAGCCAAGUCACGCCCACUCCGGAAAAGGAAAUUAGAAAAAAAAUCUCACUGUGAAAUGCUGAUGAAAUGUCGAAUAUGUGAUUGUCAGUUUGGCAGAAAGAAAGAUGGCGGUGUCACGUGUAAAUUCAUAAAAACCACAGAAAAAGAUUCAAUCCUCUUGGUUGACUUGUUGGAACCAGUCAAAAUGAGGAAUUUGUGCUUGCUAUAUUAAUUUAUGAACUUAUUCAGUGAUAUCACCGAAUCAUUUCAGCUGCGUUAGCAACAUUUAAAAUAAAUUUUUAUUUUCAAGUCCAAAUGUAUCUUAAUUAUAAAAUACAGUUUUUAUGCUUAUCCUCAAAAAUUCCACAAAGAAAAUUUUUUUAUCUGCCUUCUGUUUGUGCACCGCUGGUCCAUGUACCCUGUGGGGCCACGGGGCCAAGGUUGAGAAACUCUGAAGUCAGUGUUGCAUUUGUGUCUGUAGGAGAAAAUUUGCAGCCAUUCCAGUAUUACUUUUUUAAUCUUUAAAUUAUUUGUUGUUCCGUUGAUGAAUGUCAGCGAUUGUGUGCCAGCGUCGUCCACUGACUGAUAAAUAAAUGAAGUGCUUUUUUUCUUUCCAGGAUUUUGCCUUAGAGCUGAGUUUAUUGAAGAUUUCCACAUGCAGCGUAAUGCGCUCGCUCACAGAUGUUAGCCUGCAGCUACGUGUACGUUUUGUUUUUGUUUGUUUUUGUUUUGUUAGACUGCGCGCGAUGCUCAUGCUGUUACUGUUGUGUGAUGUUUUAAUGUGACGCCUCUCUGAAGAAGAAAAACAUGAAAAACAUGCAGCUUUUCACUGUUUGCUUUCAGAUGUUACGAGUUCACAGGAUUUUUUGUUUGUUUCUCUUGAAAAAUGUGUGUUACUUGUGUAUUGUGCCUUCACAGCUGUACAUAUUGUUUCCAAACGCUGUAGUAAGUGUGCUCUGUCUGACAUGAUCGCUGUGUUUUGUGUUUUAGAAAAGUCACACUGGAAAUGAACAUUAGCAUCCGUCCAUGUCCGUCUUUUUUUAAUGCACCGUGUUUUGAAACCAGACUUGCACAGUUUCUGUCUUAUUUCCGAUUAGACCCCAGGUUGAAUUUUCCACACUUGUGAACAUGUUGUGUUGUGCUGUGAAUAUAAAUUGCACAGAUUAUGUUGUCAUCAGUCUUUAAUACAUUUCCUGAAAGUUCCUGUAUAUAUUUGCAAAAAAUAAUAAAAGAACCAUACA